Messenger RNA from Darwinula stevensoni, 1784 nucleotides. NCBI's taxonomy places the organism in Eukaryota, Metazoa, Arthropoda, Ostracoda, Podocopida, Darwinulidae. The record is from the annotation of a GenBank genome assembly.
CUCACAUGGAGGCAGGCGCCUGAAACCGCGGACUGGACUGCGGAAGGCGUGAGGGAUAUCCGAUAUGAAAGAAGGAGGACCUCUUGAGAUUUGGGUACUAGAGUCAAGUAGGAGCUAGGGAAGCCUGAGGCUACCACGAGGCAGCAUGCUACAUGAGCUAUUGUUUGCACUGAAGGGUCACAGUGGACAUAUUUUCACUGUCCAGAAUGGGAAACUCAAGGUGGGAAAUUCCAUGCGAAUGCUUAUGAUGGAUGAAGAGGCAGUCCUGACUGACCUCUUGGAGCUUGGUACUCAUUUCAUCCACGUUCAAGAAUUCCUUAAAUCGCAAAGGGACAUACAGAUGAGGAAAAGCCAAUAUGUGCAAUACAUGUGUGAGAUCUUGGAUGAGGAGUUGAAGGAGUAUCGAAAAGCCAUAGUGAGAGUGGAGAGAGAAAUGAAGGAAGAUUCAUCACUGUCGCUCACAUUCAUUCAAGAACAACUCCAUCCUUUCCUUCCCUUCCUCAAGGGUCUUUCUGCACUAGUCAGAGAUAAGUCUGGAGAGGAGACACAGAGAGAGAGGGAAGAGGAGUAUGAGAGGAUGGGAGUGAAGGGGAAUGUGACACUGGUGGCAUCUCAGAUCCCAUCAUUUGUCCCUCAGAGUACUGCUGACAAGAUCCUCUUCCUUGGACGCACCAUCUCCCUUUUCGAGGCUUCAAAUGCACCGCAUGGUAUAUUUUCUCUUCUAUCUCUGUUUUCCUUUCCUCUUCACCUUCAGGAGCUGAUCAUGAAGGAAGGAGAAUUAGUGAAAACAUUGAAGCUAGUGAAGGAUUUCUAUCUGGUGGGACGUGGAGACCUUUUCCUAGGCUUCCUCUCAUCUGCUGCACCUCUUCUCUCUCAACCCCCUUCACCUGAUCUCCUGAGAGAGAUGAACCUAUUGCUGCAGUUGGAAGGAGAGAAGCUGGGACUGAAUGAGAGCAUCCUGGAGAGAUUUUCACUUGUCUUCUCUGAUCCCUUGGAGGGAGAUGGACAUACAAGGACAAAGCAGGGGCCUGUGUUGGCCCUUGAUCUUCUUGCUCCUCAGUUGGAUGUCCACCAUCUCUGUGGGUUCCUUCUCACCCCUCAUGCCCUUGGGACAUAUGCCCGCCUCUUCCGAUUUCUCAUCCGCAUCCAUUGGGCCCAGAUCCACAUCAAGGAUGCCUGGGCCAUGAACAUGAGCUUGCGGAAUGAUGGGGAGGUGAUGGACAUGGAAGGAUGGAGGUGUUUGCAUGGAAUGACAUUCCUGGUGAAGAACCUUCAGUCAUACAUCCAGGCAGAUGUAGUGGAGUCUCACAUGGCCCGACUCUUUCAUGGCAUCACUCAGGAGGCUGCAGACUAUGAUGACAUGAAGCAUUUUCAUGAAUCUGCCCUUGCAGGCAUGUCUGCCCAUGCUUUCCUCCUCAACCCUCAUGUGGAAGAAUGUUUGGAGACGAUUCUGAGUGCAUGCGUCGAGUUUUCAUUGCUGGUGAGAGGUGAAGACCAGAGAGGAAGGAAGAAAGAAGAAAUUCGAUUGAAAGAGGAUGAAUUCAGGAAGAGAGUGUGGUUCCUGUUUGAACUCCUCAUGCGAUUGGCUUCCUCGCAGGGACCUCUCCUCAAGUUCCUCCUUCGUCUUGACUUUAACUCCUUUUUUUCCUUGCAUCCUCCUGCCUUCCAACAAUGAGGCUUCAUGACUGACCGUCACAUCUUCCCAUUGAGUCAUGGAAGGGUUCACUUUAUUCAUAGUGAAAGCUUUUCAAAGGGUGUCAUCCUUGCUGUUUUGCUUUGGCGUC